Molecule: messenger RNA, 834 nt
Organism: Fraxinus pennsylvanica
Lineage: Eukaryota; Viridiplantae; Streptophyta; Magnoliopsida; Lamiales; Oleaceae
Source: the annotation of a GenBank genome assembly
AUGGCUGGAUGUGACGCGACAAAAACUACCAUAGCCUCGACCACCACCACAAGGGCACAACCAACAAAAUCUAAAGCAACUCGUAGAUUUGUUGGUGUGAGACAAAGGCCUUCAGGCAGAUGGGUUGCUGAAAUUAAGGACUCGUCUCAGCGUGUAAGAUUGUGGCUUGGAACUUAUGACACCCCUGAAGAAGCUGCAUGCGCUUAUGAUGAAGCAGCUCGUGCCUUGCGUGGAGAAAAUGCACGGACAAACUUUGCUGCAGUGAAUACAAAUCAAGUCAUUUCAUCUGAUUCAAAUGGGAAUGGAACGAUAUCUGAAUCUGAUACCAGGCAUGGACUAAGUUUUUCUUCCUUGAAAGCUAAGUUAAGCAAGAAUUUGCAGAGUAUCAUAGCCAGGAACUCAGAGAAUAAGGCAACCAAGAGUAGAGUAAGCGACCACUUUACUUUUGCUAGUAUCUUUCACUUCCGAGGCUAUAAUCAAUACAAUCAAAAUCCUGCCGAUAUAAAGAAAAUAGAGAAGGCGGUGCAACCAAGCGUUAUUGUGCCUCGUGUUUCUGAUGAUCCCUUAUCGUGGGAGAGUUCGAGCAUCUCAGAUUACAGCAACGAAUGGACUAGUUUCCGGUACCAUGGAAUGGAUUCAGAUGGAUCAGAUAUGAAUGAAGUUUAUAAUUUUGGUGAACAAGGGUUCGGGGAUCAAAAUAUGGGGUGGAUUAGUAGUCCAGAUGUGAUGAGUACUAAUGGAAGCGAGGAGUCACGAAGCAAGAGGUUUAAGGUUUCUUCCUCGGUAGUCGUUCCUCCAACAUUUGGUGAAUCUCCAAUCCAUGGUGAUUGGUGA